GGACAACAUUCGUUUUCAAUCGUAACAAAGCAGUCAGGUAAAGAGCAAGUCACAAGUGAAACAGUUUUCGUUCAUAAAAAGUUUAUUUUUGUAUUGUUAAUUGCUUAAAACCAAACAAUAAUGAAAUUCCAAUAUAAAGAAGAACAUCCAUUCGAAAAACGCCGUGCUGAAGGUGACAAAAUUCGUAGGAAGUACCCAGACCGUGUACCUGUCAUCGUAGAGAAGGCACCCAAAGCUCGCAUUGGUGAUUUGGAUAAGAAAAAAUAUUUGGUUCCUUCUGAUUUAACUGUUGGACAAUUUUAUUUUUUGAUUCGUAAACGUAUUCAUUUGCGCCCCGAAGAUGCUUUAUUUUUCUUUGUUAACAAUGUAAUUCCACCAACAUCUGCAACCAUGGGUUCCCUUUAUCAGGAACAUCAUGAAGAGGAUUACUUCUUGUAUAUCGCUUAUUCAGAUGAAAAUGUUUACGGCAAAGUUUAAGCAUUUAUUAAACACUUCACUUAAAACUGAUAGCUGGCUAAUGAUGAAUGUAUUGGUGGAGAAUGGCUUAAAAGGAAAUUACUACAAUUUUCAUUAAAUUAAUAAUUAUAUUUACAAAUAAAAGUGUUUAAAUUUAUUAUAU
This is a messenger RNA of Teleopsis dalmanni, 619 nucleotides long. Its product is annotated as gamma-aminobutyric acid receptor-associated protein. Gene Ontology annotation, cellular component: cytosol; autophagosome membrane; autophagosome. Bases 121 to 477 code for a protein of 118 amino acids. The record is from RefSeq and is a predicted model, not a curated record. Gene Ontology annotation, biological process: autophagosome assembly; cellular response to nitrogen starvation; autophagy of mitochondrion. The transcript has 3 exons. Gene Ontology annotation, molecular function: GABA receptor binding; ubiquitin protein ligase binding. Lineage: Eukaryota; Metazoa; Arthropoda; Insecta; Diptera; Diopsidae.